This is a messenger RNA of Condylura cristata (star-nosed mole), 1443 nucleotides long. RefSeq lists its product as uncharacterized. The record is from RefSeq and is a predicted model, not a curated record. The annotation marks the transcript as partial. The transcript has 8 exons. NCBI's taxonomy places the organism in Eukaryota, Metazoa, Chordata, Mammalia, Eulipotyphla, Talpidae.
AUGCCGCGCCACCCAGUGAAGACGGCGGAGAGGCCGAGCACACGCCUAGAACGGGCGGCCUCCCCAGACGUCCGAGGACGGAGGGAAUCUGAGCAGACCAAGUACCAGAAGAUUGAGAUCGGCUGUCGAAAACCUCACGAAGGAGAGUGCGGGCGCUGGCGAGUGGCAGAUGGGCCGCCCUCACUGCCGGCUCUGUGCGCGCUCCCGCUGGCCCGGGCUGCUCCUACGCAUGGGGCCGCGGCCUUCCCCGGGCAGCUCUCCCGAAGGGGCAGCCGCCCCCGGAGCCGAGUGUUUCUGUUCCACGCAGAAGCCCCCGGCCCUGUGUCGCUGGGGUCUGAGCCUGGCCAGGCUUUUGCACCACUGGCCUCUGUGGCUGACACCUGCGGCCUGAAGGUGCUCUGGGGGGGCGGGGGCCGGGGCGCCCGAUGGAGGGGGGCAGCCGAUGGGGCCCGCGAGCUGACCCUUCGAGAAGGGCGGUGGCCUGGCCAGGACAUGCGUCCACACCGGGACAGCGGGGGCCUGUCCAGCCACAACCUGCAGGCCCCUGCGUGCCUCCCCCACGCUCCCCACCUCCCUCUCCUCAAGAAGCUGUGUGAAGACGACCCGUUUGCACGCGCGUCCUCGCACGCCGUCCUCGCGCUCCGUGUCAUCAGCCUGGCGCACACGAGCGCUGUGUCAGGGAGAGCACAGGCCCCCGCGCCCGCCGACCUGUGUGCUUCCACCGCGGGGCGCCAGCAGGGUGGCCUGUCUCGCGGUGCAGAGCCUCGCUCUCGGGGCAGGGCCGCGGCCCCGGGGGUCCUGCAGGGCCGAGGCGCCGCCAGGUCCUGGCCCGUCUGGACGCCUGCACAGGCGCGGGGAGCCCUGGCCGGCCGCACAGGCCCGCGCCCGCAUUCGCCACCCCGGGACCCUUCUCUGCCCUGCCUGGCCGCGCCGCUGCGGCCGCUUUGUGAACCAACCCGGGGCCUCGGCCCGAAGCGGAACACAGCCCGGGGGCGAAGUCCGACAGCGCAAGUGGGAAGCUGGAGCGCGGGGGGGCACCGGGUCGCACUCGCACGCUCGGGUGUGCGGAGCCGGCAGCCUGGCGGCGGGUCGGACAGCACCCCUGAGCUCGGCUCAGCUGAGGCCCGCUACGGCCUCACGGCCGGCGCCCCCACGCGAGCACACCUGGCCCUGGGGCAGACGCGGCCGCGGGCCCUCAGCUGCGUCAGCGCGGGAGGAGCGAGGCGGCAGGCCCUCAGCAGUGUCGGUGCAGGGGCGCACGGGGCCCAGGGAAAGGGGCGCGGCAGGACGGCGCAGGCACAGCUCAGGCCCGGAAACCGCCUCGGGGAAACACUGCGAGGCCCAGCCCGCUUCGGAAAGCAGCGGACACGGCGCCGAGGACGGCCAGGAGCGCGGCCAGGCCGCCGCUGGGACCGGGGAGCAGCGUGGGGGGGGGGGCGGGGU